AUGACAGUCCACAGCAGCUGGAAUCCCAGACUCAAGUCUGUCAAGUUCGAGUUUGAGACCGAGCCCACGGCCUCGAUCGACGCCCAGCAGCCCCCCCACGACGUCGUGUUCGAGAAUCCGAUCCCGUUCGACAUUCCCGGUGUUCCGAAGAGCCGGCUUGUCGGUGAAAGCUGCGACAUUGGCACGUUGGCAGCCAAGUCCAACACGGACCUCGUUGCUUUGAUUUCGACGGCUUGGGCUCUAGUCCUCUCCCAACAGGUGGAUGGUCCGAGUGUUGAGUUUGGGUUGAGCCUUUCAGAUGAUAGCUUGAGCGUUCAUCCCGUCCAUACAUCGCUGGAUCGGCGGCGGGCCAUUUCCGAGGUCCUGAGGGACGCCGCCGCACAUGUCGAGCAGAUCCGGUCAUCGAAUCCCAGCACAGACGGCCUAGAACAGGCUGGUCAUAACGGCGAUGGAGCUUCUCUUUUUCAAUCGGUCCUCGACAUCAGCGCCAGAGGUACACGGCUCGAUGAAGCGGUGCCUCUGGACCGUCCCCUGGUUAUAGGUUGCUUGGUGGAUCACGACGAGCAGGAGGUCACCUUCACAGCUCUAUUUGAAGAGCGCAUCAUCCAGCGCAACCUUUUGCGCUUCCUUCUCAGCGACCUCGAGCAUGUCGUCUGGCAGAUGCUGCAGCCCCAAGCCGCGCAUCUGGCGCUCAAGGACCUCGAGACUAUCGGGCCCGUCAGCCAACGCGCCAUGCGUCGCUUGAACCGCCCAUUGCAGCCAAAGCGCGAUUGUCUAGUGCAGCACCUCAUAGCCAGCAAUGUCGCCGAUCGCCCAGAAGCCCCAGCCGUCGACGCCUGGGACGGCACCUUGACGUAUGCUCGGCUGGACGCCCAAAGCAAUUGCUUGGCCAGGCACCUCGUUUCACUUGGGGUCGGGCCCGAGGUCUUUGUACCCAUCAUUUUCGAAAAAUCCAAAAUGAGCAUCGUAGCCAUGCUGGCCGUGGUGAAAGCCGGCGGCGCCUUCAUGCCCCUGGAUCCAAGGAUGCCCCUCUCGAGAUUGCACUCAAUGGUUGCCCAAGCUGGACCAUCCAUCGCAGUCUCUUCGGUAAGCUGCCGGGGCAAGAUGCCAAGGGGCGUCGAGGAAAUCAUCUUGGACGAGGCGCUCCUGGCUCGCAUCGCGGCACACCAAAUGGAUCGGUCGGGCUGCCCUGCAACGACGGCGACCCCGGAUAACGUCUUAUAUCUCAUGUUCACUAGUGGAUCGACGGGCAAGCCCAAAGGCGUCGCCGUCAACCACGCCUCGUUCUGUUCCAGUGCCAUCGGGUUCAAAGAUGCCAUCCGACUUGCGUCACCACAACGCCGGGCCCUUCACUAUGCCUCGCCCGGGUUCGAUGCCUCCAUCAUGGAGACCUUGGUCACGCUCAUUGUCGGUGCGUGCAUCUGCAUACCAUCGGACGCGGACCGCCUCGACGACGUCGCAAAGUGCAUCGUGGAUUUCCAGGUAAACUGGGCCUUUCUGACGCCUCCGAUCGCGAGACUGCUUCGUCCCGAGGAUGUUCCCCGACUCGAAGUUCUAUGCCUCGGCGGAGAGGCCUUGCCGCGAGACGUCGUCGAGAUAUGGGCCGACAGCGUCGACGUCAUCAACGCCUACGGCCCAACCGAAUGCACCAUCGUGGCCAUGGUCAGCGACCCCAUAUCCAGAACGUCCCAGUCCAUUCCGCUCGGCAAGCCCGUUGGCUGUGCGGUAUGGAUCUUGAACGAAGAGGGAGACCGGAUCCAGUCGUUCAACAGUGUUGGGGAGAUUAUCAUUGAAGGCCCUGGAGUAGCCAGAGGCUACCUCGGUGACGAGGUCAAGACGGCUGCCGUCUUUGGAGAGCACGCCGACUUUCUAGACACAAUCACCAGUUCCUCGUCACGCUUUUACCGAACUGGCGACCUUGGGCGGAUGAAUGUUGACGGGACCAUCGAUUACUUGGGCCGCAAGGAUACUCAAGUCAAGGUCAACGGCCAAAGAAUUGAGACGGGCGAGAUCGAGCAUCACAUGAAGAACAUCUUGAACCAGCGUGACGAGAAGCCAGCUUUGGACGUCGUCGUCGAGCUGUUGCAGCCCGACCAUGGUAGCCGGGCUUUCCUGGCUGCCUUUGUCGGUCCCGGAGAGGGCACCGCACCCGAUUGCGCCUCGAAGCAAGGAAUCUUUAUCGACAGAGUAGAUCCAGUCAGCAGACAGAUUUUGGAAAGGACGACGGGUAUCAAGGGGGCUCUCUCGGAAAAACUUCCAGACUACAUGAUACCCAGAGUUAUCUUGCCCUGUGAAAGCAUUCCACGAACAUCUUCGGGGAAGACGGAUCGGAAGAGGCUCCGUCAGACGGGCAACGAUCUGACGAUGGCUCAAGUCAAAGAAAUUCAGGUGCCCACCACGAUGAAGGGUUGCAGGAAACACCUGGAAACCUCAAAGGCAAUGAUUUCCACCUGUUUCGAUGAUGACCAGGAUGAAAAAGCCUCGUGGACGACGAGCUCUGAUGGGUCGGCGACGCAGGACGCGUCAGAAACAUCAGAAGACUCCACCAGCGGGCUGCCAUGCUUGACGCCAGGCGAGCAAUUUAUGCGCGAAAUCUGGGCAGAUAUCCUCGAGCUUCCCAAGGAGAAUAUACUCCCCAACGACGACUUUCUUCUCCUUGGGGGCGACUCCAUCGGCUUCAUCAAAGUCGUCGCAGCUUGCCGCCGAGCCGGCAUUCACACGACCGUGGCUGCCCUUGCGAGUUUCACCGUCCUGCAGGAUAUGGCCAGGGUUUGCGAGCGGUCUCAGAAUGGCGCUGGAAGUUCCUCUGCCGGCAGAAGGAAGCCAUUUGGCCUGCUGCGGCAAGACCAGGUGGUGGCUCUGCGCAAGGAAGCAGCUGUCCAGUGUGCCAUCGAUCCUAACCUUGUCCAAGAUCUCUACCCAUGCACACACACGCAGGAGGACUUGAUGGUGGCAAACAUCAUCCAUCCCGGGGUCUCUAUAGGCCGCUUCAAUCACAGGUUACCGAAAGACAUCGACGUGGCCCGGUUCAAGAAGGCUUGGGAGAGCGUAUGGAAAGACACGCCCAUUCUCCGCACCAGGUUCACAAACACGUCGGCCGGCUCGCUCCAGGUUGUCGUCGACGAGGCCAUGCCAUGGUCAGAAUCGCACAACCUGGAAGCGUACAUCAAAGCAGACAACGCGAAGCCUAUGUUGCCAGGUUUGCCGUUGUCCCGGUUUGCUCUGGUCUUCGAAAACGACAAGACAGUGCACUUUGUCUGGACCAUGCAUCAUAUGCUCUAUGACGGGUGGUCUGUUUCUCUCAUCUGCAAGAGGGUCAACGCUUCGUAUCGUGGGCUGGCCACGGAGCCGGCGUCUGACUUCCGCCAGUUCGUCGCCUAUUCGAGGGAGCUGGACGGAAAGCGCAACGCCACGUACUGGCAAAAGAAACUCGAGGGUGUCACUUCGUCCACAUUCCCCGCCCCAGCACGUCCGGAUCAUGCGUGCCGUGCCAACCGUGUUGUCAGGGAUUAUCUUGAGCUGCCCGAGCGAAAAGAGCAAUGCAAGACCACUAUGUCCACCAUGGUCCAGGCCGCCUGGGCUAUCAUGAUCGGCCACUUCUCCAAGACCACCGACGUCCUCUUCGGUGCCACGAUAUCUGGGCGCAACGCGCCCCUGAGGGGUAUCGACAACAUUGAGGGGCCGACCAUGGCCACUGUUCCUGUUAGGCUGACUGUGCGUCCGGAUAGCCGCGCCGUUGACUUUCUGCACUCCGUCCGAGACCACUUCACCGAAAUGAUACCGUAUGAGCAGACAGCGCUGAAGGCCAUCAGGGCCAUGAGCGAAGAUACGAAACGGGGAUGCGAUUUUCAAAACAUGCUGGUGAUUCAGGCCGGAUCCGUGUGGGGGAGCGACGACGAGCCGCUUGGUGAGCCCUCGCAUCGGGGAGAAGACGCAACAGUGCCAGUUCUUUGCCAAGUCUGGCUCCUGCAGAGCAGAAUCCAUUUCGAUGUGGUCUUUGACGAGCAAAUCACUUGCCGUGAGGUCGUUACGGAAGCGAUUGCUGCUGUCAAAGACAUCCUUGGGCAGCUUCUACAACUUUCCGACUCAUCAGAGACGCAACUGGCCAAUAUUCAACCCGGAAAAGCACAAGAGACGAGUAUCGUGAGUUGCCUGGGUCCAUCACCCGUGAAAACCGUUCAGGCUACAGUUCAUGACCUGGUGAGCGACGUGUCCAGGCAACAACAACACGAGGAAGCUGUGUGCACUUCAGAAACCUCUGUGUCAUAUCAAGAAGGAAUGAUUUUACCCUUGUGUUUCGAGAAAUCGGUCUGGACCAUCGUUGCAAUGCUCGCGGCUCUCAAGACUGGAGCGGCAUUUGUUUUGCUUGACCCCAGCCAACCGCAGCAAAGGCUUGAGGAGCUUGUGUCCCAAGUCGCGGCCCAGUUUGUGCUGAUAUCGCCCUUGCAGGCAAUGUCAAUGAACUUUGCAGUUUCGCUUCGCCAAGUUAUCGUCGACGGCGCCUUUCUCCAGACCUUGCCGGCCGCAAGAAGAGAUGAGCUGCCCGAUGUAUCCCCUAGCGACCUUGCCUAUAUCAUCUUCACCAGCGGUGCUGCCGCUUAUAGCAAAGCUCUUCUUCUCGAAGCCAAGAGACGCAUCUUGCACUUUUCGUCGUACAGUUUCGACGCCAGCCUGAACGAAACCCUGGUUGUGCUGAUGCACGGUGGCACUGUGUGCAUUGCGAACGAAAAGGAACGAACUCAAGACCUUGCCGGCUUCGUGAGAAGAACAAAGGUCGACUGGGCCAUCUUGACACCGUCAGUAGCCAGACUACUGUCCCCGAGCGACGUGCCUCUCCUAGAGACUCUUGACCUCGGCGGAGAGGCGCCGGAUCGAGCGCUGCUCUCCAGGUGGCAUCAGGCGCGGGUACGAGUCUUCAACGUGUACGGGCCUGCCGAGGGAGCGGGGACUGCUCUCUCCCAACAGUAUGCUGGAGGUGUUGACCCGCGAACCAUUGGUUUCCCGAUGGGGUGCCAAGUAUGGAUCGUGGAUCCAAGUGACCACGACAAGCUGGUUGCAGGCGGGCAAACAGGUGAACUUGUCCUGGAAGGGCCGAUUCUGGCAAAUGGCUACUUCAAGGAUCCCCAGAAGACGGCACAGUCGUUCAUUUCGAAUCCCAAGUGGGCAACGCAGCCUGGGUUUGGCUCUGGGCCGAGACGCAUGUAUAAGACGGGGGAUCUUGUCUUCAGGAAGGACAACGGUGCCAUCGAUUAUGUUGGCCGGAAGGACCUGCAGGUAAAGCAUCACGGUCAGCGAAUUGAGCUCGGCGACAUCGAGACCAACCUCGCCGCAUGCUCUGGAGUGAAGCGCUGUGCAGUGUUCUACCCAGUGGCAGGGCCGUUGAAGCAGCAGCUGGUUGCAAUCAUCGAAGCGGAUACCAAAGAAGAGGAAAACGAGGCAUUUCCGCGCCAGUUGAAGACGGAACUGGCAGCCAAAGUUCCCGGCAGCAUGGUCCCAGCACACUGGCUGGACGCGGGUUCCCUCGCCCACGAUGGACAGCCGCUACCACUGAGCCUGUCAGGCAAACUUGAUCGCCGUCUCAUCACGGCCCAGCUUGAGCGGCUCUCCGCCUCCGAGGCAGAUCAGGCGCUUGAGACAUCGGGCUAUCAGGACGUCCACGACGACGCCGGCACAGGCGUGAUAGGCGAAGAAGAGCAGCCAGCCUACACGAUAGCGAGGAAGAUACACGAAAUGCUUCCCGCUCGUAUCCAAGCCGGUCUGGCAUCAAAAUGCGAAAAUGAAUGCCCCGAACGGACGAGCUUCGACGACCUGACCCUGCAGUCCUCGGGCCUCGACUCGCUGAACAUGAUGUCGCUCAUGUAUUUCAUCUCUCGACAGUUUGACGCCAACGUCAGCAUGCAGCUCCUCAUGGACAAGAAGACAACAAUACGGAAAUUGGCCAACCCGACCACGAUUGACGUUAUGGCCGAAAUAUGUCGACACGACUCGCGAGUUGCUGCUCUCCAGCGAAACGACCAAGCGUCAGGCAGUGGUAUGUCCCUCGAACAGUAUGCGACGCUCGGCGAACCGGUAACGGUUCUACUUACCGGUGGCAACGGAUUCAUCGGUACACAAAUACUCCGCCAGCUUCUCGAGCAUCGCCGUGUCAGCGGCGUCAUUGCUGUGGUGCGCGGUGAGACGGCAGAACGCGCCAGAAGCCGCACUAUCGAGGCGGCCAGGCGAGCCCGCUGGUGGACUGAUCUACACGGAGAGAAGCUGCAGGUCUGGCCUGGGGACCUGUCGCUCCCAUGUUUGGGUCUCGAACCGGCGCAUUGGGAGCAUCUCCAAGGGGGGAAUGUCGACAUCAUCAUUCACAAUGGAGCUGCGGUGCACUGGGCAAAGAGUUAUGCGGCCCUUGAAGCCGCAAACGUCGAUUCGACGGUUGAGUUGCUCUGCCUCGCAGCAACGGUUCCCCGUAUGGGGUUUGCCAUCAUCAGCCCCGGCCUUGUCGUCGGCACCGCAACCGAAGGCGUCGCAAACAUCGAUGACUAUAUAUGGCGGCUUGCGGCAGCGUGUAUUAGGCUGGGCGCUUACAACGCCACUCAGGCUGACUCUUGGGUCGAGCUAUCCGACGCGGCGACCAUGGCAACGACUAUUGUCGACACUGCCUUUGAGUCGGCGAUUCCGGGAAUGGCGCCUCAAGUCGUGAAGCAGGUCUAUGAUGGCAUGAAAUGGGGCCAAUUCUGGGCCGUCUUGGCUGGCAUGGGGUAUCGGCUGGAGGCUCGAGAAGCGGCAGAGUGGCUUGCUUCUAUGCGUGAGGAUAUUGACGCGUGCAAGGAGUCCCAUCCACUGUGGCCGCUGGCACACAUGUUGGAGAGCCAAACAAUGCAGGAAGCGGCGGAGAGCUGGAGGGGCGAGACGCCUCUGAGGUUGAAGUUGGCUGUGAGGAGAAACGCCGAGUUCCUCAGCUCAGUUGGUUUCCUUCCCCCGCUCACCAGCAAUGGCCAGGAAGCGACGCAGGGAUCAAGUGGCGGAACGUUUUCGAGAUCGGGGCGGUAA
Molecule: messenger RNA, 7038 nt
Organism: Hirsutella rhossiliensis
Lineage: Eukaryota; Fungi; Ascomycota; Sordariomycetes; Hypocreales; Ophiocordycipitaceae
Product: AMP-binding enzyme domain-containing protein
Exons: 8
Coding region: 1-7038 (2345 amino acids)
Biological process (GO): secondary metabolite biosynthetic process; amino acid activation for nonribosomal peptide biosynthetic process
Cellular component (GO): cytoplasm
Molecular function (GO): catalytic activity; phosphopantetheine binding
Source: RefSeq, a predicted model, not a curated record